AUGCAUGUCCCACCUACAUCAGAUAGUCCUAAUUUCAAUGCUGAUCUUGAAUACUUGUUUAGUGGAGAUCAAAAUGGAGAUGUUUUAAAUUCAUCUUCUCCGGGAGUGUGUGGACUUUGCAAUCUUGGAAAUACAUGUUUUAUGAAUUCCGGUUUGCAAUGUUUGCUUAACACUCCGACAAUGGUUCAGUUUUUUAUGAAGCAAGUAUCAGAAGAUACUGCCAAUCCAGAUUCUUUGGCCACUCAUUUCAUGAAUUUAUUUCAAAAAGUUUGGAGUGGUAAAUACAGUAAAGUAAAACCAACUGAUUUCCAUCAAGCCUUGGGUAGUCAUCAUUCGCAGUUUAAGGAUUAUAGACAACAUGAUUGCCAGGAAUUUUUAGCAUUAGUCUUAGGUAGUCUUCACGAGCUUCUUAACACGGCUAGCAGUGCGACCAGCAUGAACAGUCCGAUAAAUAUGGAUGAUGAUUUAGAAGCGGAUAAACAGUGGGAAAAGCAUUUGGGACACAAUCAAAGCGUUAUUGUUGAUUCUUUUCAGGGUCAAUUUAAAAGCACGGUUGUUUGUUCCGAGUGCAGAUACGUAUCGUCUACGUAUGAGCCUUUCAUGUAUUUGUCCGUACCGUUACCUCACGCGAUGGAACAACAAAUAUGUGUGACGUUUGUUCCCGCCAAUUCUAAUCCUCCCACAAAAUUUUUACUCACCCUUAAUAAACAGGACAAAAUAAUUAAAAUAAAAGAACAUUUGAGAAAGUUGAUGAAAGUUAAUGUUACCAUGUCGCUCGAAUUAGCCGAAGUUUUACAUCAUCAUAUUGCUAGAAUUUUAGAUGAAAAUUUGUACAUUCGUUAUUUAGGAACGUCUGAUCCAUAUAGGAGUAUUUAUGCGUUUGAAAUACCUGAUGAUGUUAAUGCAACAGUGUCUUCUUCGUUGUCUAAAGGCGACUCUGCGAGUUUGCACAGGAGCGAACCUUUAGAUUUAACUCCCGAACAGUAUCCCGUUUCUCACGCUCUAGAACUCGGUAGUAAGACUGUGAAACUAAACAAUGUCGAAACUCGGAAAAUGAUAAAGCAAAGUGAAUCCGAUACGACGAAAUCAAAUAUAUCUAGUACAAUUAAUAACAAUUUAAAAGAGGAAUCCGAUUUGUUGUCGUCCAACGGUCGAACUUCAAUCGAAUCCUCGCCCUUUAUCGGCCCAGUUUUCUACGGGCCUCAUUUGGAAGAUCAGGGAGGAGGGGACGCGUGGGUAACGGAAAAAUGUCGUCCGGUGGAUUUGACUUCGUCGGAUAAAGACGAUUGGAAAAGUUGCGCUAUUUGUUUGGAAGAAGUCGAAAAGGGAUUGAAAAAUCACAAAGGAUGUUCCUGUUUUUUAUGUGAUAGUUGCAUCGAGCGAUCUGUUAAACAUUACAACGAGGGAGAAGAAAAUGGACUCAUGAAAUGUCCCGUUUGCAAUGAUUUAGUCGAUCCCGAAAAAGCUUUCGAACUCGUCGACGGAAAUGUGGAUUUUAAAAGUUCCGUUAGGAUGCUCAAAAUUCCCGUUUUGUUCCGUUUGGAUAUCGAAGGAGACGGCGGGAGUAGUAGUAGUGAGAAAUGUCAAAAAUUAUUCGGACAUCCUCAUUUAAUCAAAGUGCCCAACAGGCUCAAAGGGUCUGAAUUAUAUGAAAUCGUUGGAAAAUUAAUUCCCUAUAGUAAUUUUUAUUCCAUUGCAUUCGUCGAUGGACAGGGUUAUCAUUGUUCUCGUUGUAUGUACACUGCUCGUUGCAAAGGUUGUAAAGUAUCCGAAGAUGCGGAGAUCAACCUUCAGACCGGAGACAAUUUGGCUGUUUUAUUCACUAGUUUAGUAGUUGAAAUCCCAGCUAUAGAACAUCAUAGUCUCAAAGAAUUUAGAAGUCAAGAACAAUUAUCAAUAUACGAUUGUUUGGAUGCUUUUAGCGAAAGUGAAACUCUAGAUGAACACAAUCCUUGGUAUUGUCCAACGUGCCAAAGAAAUCAAUGCGCAACAAAAACGCUUUCCGUUUGGAGGUAUCCGGAUUUUUUAAUUGUUUAUCUUAAAAGAUUUGUUUUUCACGAAUACACGAGCGUGAAAUUAGACGAUAAAGUUUCUUUUCCAUUGACGGGUUUAAAUUUGGUACCGCCUUCUCGAAUACAACAGGGAACAAUCAGACCGUAUAAUUUGUACGCAUGCGUCAAUCAUUUCGGAGGGGCAUCUGCCGGUCACUACACUGCCUACGCCAAAAAUCCACAAUCGGGUGAUUGGCAUUUGUUCAACGACGAAACGGUAACAGCACAAAAACCUCAGGAAGAUGAUUUUUGCAACGCUUACGUUUUAUUCUAUCAAAAACAAGGAACGACUUUAUCGAAUUUAUCCGCUUUCGUGCGAGAAAAAUGUUAUUUAAUGGCACCUCAAACGUUGCAAAUCCUUUCGUCGUUAAAAAUACACUCGAGCGAAGUUAAAAUACAAAAAAUAAAUUCUCUGCUAAGGAAGUAUUUUCUACGAUUGAGAUCAAGAGAUCCUAGCAUCCAAUAUUCUAGUUAUUAUCGUGUAUGA
Molecule: messenger RNA, 2538 nt
Organism: Pediculus humanus corporis (human body louse)
Lineage: Eukaryota; Metazoa; Arthropoda; Insecta; Psocodea; Pediculidae
Exons: 11
Coding region: 1-2538 (845 amino acids)
Biological process (GO): protein deubiquitination
Molecular function (GO): cysteine-type deubiquitinase activity
Source: RefSeq, a predicted model, not a curated record